Molecule: messenger RNA, 1533 nt
Organism: Sceloporus undulatus (fence lizard)
Lineage: Eukaryota; Metazoa; Chordata; Lepidosauria; Squamata; Phrynosomatidae
Gene: IFITM10
Product: interferon induced transmembrane protein 10
Exons: 3
Coding region: 1-615 (204 amino acids)
Cellular component (GO): plasma membrane
Source: RefSeq, a predicted model, not a curated record
AUGCAGCAGCAGCAGCAGCAGCAGAAGGCCAGGCGCCCCGGUCCUCCCUCCCGUUUGUGGUGUAAACUGGGGGCUGCCACCACGGAGAGGCCACAGGAACCCCCCUUGGGCCCUCCCUGUCCCUUUGACGGGGCCUUUUGGACUCGAAGACCCCCCCAGGCCCCCCAACAGGGCUGCUUUGCUUGCAUCUCCAAGACCCCUCCUGCCCAGCCAGGAUCGCCCAUCCUGUCCCCUUCCUCCGCCGUUUGCCUCAUGGAGAACAAGAGCUGCAAAGGGGACAGCCUGCGGCCACCCGUCCAGUGUAAGCACUCUGUAGAGAAGAAGACCAUGACUAACCCCACCACGGUGAUUGAAAUCUACCCGGACACCACCGAGGUGAACGAUUACUAUCUCUGGUCCAUCUUCAACUUUGUAUACCUCAAUUUCUGCUGUCUGGGUUUCAUUGCCUUGGCGUAUUCUCUGAAAGUUCGUGACAAAAAACUCCUCAAUGACCUGAAUGGUGCUGUUGAAGAUGCCAAGACAGCCCGUCUUUUUAACAUUACCAGCUCGGCACUAGCCACCUUCUGCAUCAUCCUGGUCUUCAUCUUCCUACGAUACCCACUUACUGACUACUAGAUGGUGGGCCAGAGAUUGCCACCUAUCUCCCUCCGUGCCAGAAGCUGCCAUUGAGUUUCAAAUGGAAGGGGCACCAACAAAACCAAGCCACCCACCCAAUUUCUUCCUUAAUGGCAAAAAGAAGCCACUCACUUCCCAAAAAUGAAAAGAGGCAAUUGGGACUAAACUCCUCUGUUCCCCCAUAGGCACAUUUCCUCAUAGGCUGACUGGUUCACAAACUUCUGUAGCAGAGAGUUUUACUUUUACAUUUUUUAAACAAAGUAUUUAUUUUCAUGAUAAAGAAACUGGACUUGAUGGUGAGAGGGAAACUCAACAGAGCUUGGUCAAUGAAAUGCAGUCAAAAAAGGGAGAGAAGACGGCGGUCACCAGUGAAGCUGGGAUGAAGUUUAUGCAACCAUCCUGAGUGCUGAAGCUGAGUGGGUGGGGCAAAAGGUUCUGGUUGGCCCAGUUGAUCUGGAAACAUCUCUGGGAUCCAUAGCAAAGUCACAGUCUCAGAGCUCAAGAGAGGGAAUAGGGAAAACUGCUUGCUACUAAGAGAUAGGCAUGGCCUUUGCAGAACAUAUCAGUUGCAUUCAAUCUGCUUCCAACUUCUUUCCCUACUCCUCUCCCCACUCUGCGUCCCCAUUACACAGACCUUUGCUGUAUACAUUUUACCUGUUUUCAGAUGGAUUUGUCCAAAGCCCAAAAUAGCUUGCAAAAAUGGUUUUAAAGACCAGGAGAUUUGGAUUUCUAGGCAGUUGAAACUAGCCUCUCCUUGAUGAAUUCUGGAUCUUUCUAUGGUAAAUGCCAGGAAACAUAUUAUUAAUGGUCCUUUUUGGAGCCUCAUGGAAACACUGAGAAUGUAGACAGCUUACAGAAAAAAAAUUACAUAGAUCCUGUAUUUCUGUCAACUUUCAAUAAAAAUACCUCUAACCAUCA